AUGCAGAAACUUGACGACGUCAAACUCCACAACAUCCACACCAGCGAUGACAACGACAGCGAUAGUAGCGGCGACGGCAACGGUACCGCCUCACUCUCGCCUCCCUUCACAUUCUACCCGGCCUGGGCGUUCAAUGCCUCACAGACAUGGUUGAAAUGGGUCAAAUUAACGGCGCACGACGUGCACCAUGUUCUCCAAUCCCAUGAAAAGUUUAGCGAGACAACCACAACGACUACUGCUCCCACGUUGACCCAUCAUGGCCAUGGCACCGGCCGACGGCGUCGCGACGCGCCCCUUUUGCUCUUCUACCUCAACCACCCGAUCCAAUACGUCCAAGUCGUGGGCGUCGUUGUCGCGUUCGACGAAUACUUCGAGAAAUUCUGGCUCCUGACCAUCGACGAUAGUAGCGGCGCCACACUGGACGUGACAUGUGCGAAGCCAGAGAAGGAGAAGGAAGAAAGGGAGAAGCAGAAGCAGAAGCAGAAGCAGACAGGUGGAUCGAAUCCCGCGAAUAAGAAUGCCCGCGACGAGCGUACCACCAUCAUUACGGACUUCCAAGAUCGACAAACAAAAGAAGGUGAAAAGGAAGAAGGAGAAGAAGAUGAAGUCCUCCUCCUUCACCAGACCGUCCCGACCUUGACAAUCGGCACCGUCGUACAGGCCAAAGGCACCCUCUCGACCUUCCGGUCGUGUCGCCAGCUCUCUCUCCUCCGCUUGACCGUCGUACGCGACACGGCACAGGAAGUGGCCCUGAUCGCAUCUCGCACGUCGUUCUGGGCGUCGACGCUGUGCAAACCCUGGACUCUGUCCGCAAGUGAAUUGCAGAGCCUCCGAUCCGAGGCAGAGGACGAAAAGGCCCAAGAAACCAAACGCGCCCAGCGAAGAAGGCAAAGGGAGGUCAAGAGGAGACAACGAGACGAGCGCCAUGCCGCGCUUAUCGCAAAGGCGUAUCAGAGGGACGAAGGCUACAGAGCCAAAGCUGCAGACCAGGCCAGAGCCGCCGGGGAGCGUCUUCAGAAGAAGACACAACAAUAA
Messenger RNA from Exophiala spinifera, 1035 nucleotides. RefSeq lists its product as uncharacterized. The record is from RefSeq and is a predicted model, not a curated record. Lineage: Eukaryota; Fungi; Ascomycota; Eurotiomycetes; Chaetothyriales; Herpotrichiellaceae. Bases 1 to 1035 code for a protein of 344 amino acids. The transcript has a single exon.